AUGACCUCCGCUGACCGCAACUCCUCCUGGUCGAACGCUGCCUCGGCCACCCCGGGCACGAACGACGAGCCGAGCACAAAGUCCAAGAAGACUCGUGUCCAUAGGGCUUGUGAUGCAUGCAGGAAACGUAAAGUUCGCUGCGAAGGUCCUCAAAACAGUCAAGCCGGCGGCAAAUGUCCCUUCUGUAUCCAGAUGGGGAAAGCAUGCACAUAUCUGGAAGAUACUAAACGUCCCAAGGGUCCUUCAAAGGGGUAUGUGACGAUGCUCGAACAAAAGUGUGGUCGUAUGAAGAGUAUGCUAUACCAGCUAUGCCCUUCUAUCGAUCUCGAAAGCUACAUCGGCACACAUGUCAACUGUGAAGAUUUCAACAACGAUUCCUAUCUCGACGACCUUCACUCGCGAGGAAUCCCACCUUACCCCGCCCUCAAACCACUAUCACUCCCAUCCCCUCAAUCUUCUACAGCUUCGUACGCUCCCCCUUCGUCGAAUGACACGACAAGCCCCGAAAGCACUGCUGAAGGCGAUAACGACGAAGAUAGACUUACCCAAACCGCCCUCGUCAACUCGAUGCACUGGCUCAAAGUCCGUGAUGCCCACUGGCGCUACCACGGCAAAUCCUCCAAUGCCCAGCUCGUCAUGCAGAUCCAAGAUCUCAAGUACCAAAAGGGCAUCAAGUCGGAUUUCAUCGCUGAAGUCGGCAAGGCGAAGAGAGAGGCGUUCUGGGAGGCGACAGAGUGGGAGCGGUUCAUUGAUACGGAUGGGACGGAGCCGUUAGAAACAAAGGCUUGGCCGGAGCGGGGGCUGGAUCAGAUGCUGAUCAAUGCUUAUUUUGACAAGGUCGAUUUCCACGUACCGCUCCUCAACAGACUGAUCUUUCAAGAGCAGUACGACGCAAAGCUAUGGCGGACCAGCGAAGGCUUUGCCAGGCUCUGCAUGCUGGUCUUUGCCAACGGCGCUCGUUUCGUCCAAGACCCCCGAGUCCUAUGGCAAGACGACUCUUCCACGAUCGCCCCGCCGAACAACAAGUUUUCCGGGGGCUGGAAAUACUUUCGAGCCGUACUCCGCAUGGGCCACAACAUCAUGCAGCUUCCCACCCUAUUCGAUAUCCAAUGUCUCGUUCUCACCUGCUCCUUCAUCCACACCAGCAGCUCUACCCCCCAGCGCCUCACCACCGUCGCCGCUCUCGGACUCCAAUCCAUCCAAGAGCUCGGCGCACACGUCUCUGCCGUCCUCGCUCAGUGGGAUCCGGUGGAGAGGGCUUUGUAUCAUCGAGCGUUCUGGUGUCUGUAUCAUAUCGAUAGGUAUGGUAGCGCUACGGUGGGUAGGCCUGUGGCGAUACUGGAUUCUGAAUUCGACGUGCCCGAGCUGGCGGAUAUCGACGACGAGUAUUGGGAGCGACAAGAUUCGGACGGGGGCGGGACGCAGCCGAAAGGCAAGGUGUCGAGGGUGGCAUUUUUCAUCGAGAUUUCCAAAGUGGAUAGAAUUAUCGGGCGGACGUUGACGAAUGUCUAUGGGAUACGCAAGCCUGUCCACGUGGUUGUCUCCAAACGGGCGAUGGCGACAGAGCUCGACGCAGAGUUGACAGAGUGGGCUAAGAACGUGCCUCUGGCGCUCCAAUGGGACCCAGACUGCUCAAACUACUCUCUCCUGUGCCAUUCUGCCCACAUGUGGGCCCAGGGGCACUUUGCAAGAAUCCUCAUUCAUCGUAUUCUCGUCCCUCCCCACCCCAACACUGGUACUCUCGAACAGCUCUCGUCACUCAAAUCGUGUAUCGAAGCGGCCUACGCCAUCUGCGGUAUCACCGACGCCCUCCUAGUCCGCGGUCGACAUGAAAACUGCCCCCCGGGACACGCCAUCCCCGUCAUCCUCAAGCUACCUUCCUGGGUCUCGGGCAUCAUCCUCCUCCUCGCCCUCUAUACUACCGAUCUCAGUCAAGACGAGGUGCACCGCGUGAGGGAAGGGCUGGUAUCGUGUAUGCGGGCGAGCCAGGAGCUGGAAGUGCUGUGGCAGAGGUCGGGGAAGGUGACGGACUUUUUGGAGCGGGCGGUCGCAGAGGCGGAUUUAUUCGCAAAGGGGAUGGCGCAAAAGGUGACGGGUCCAGGGGUGGAAAUAGAGGGCGUUUCGUUGGAAGGCGAGCUGGGCCGUUAUCUCCCCAAAGCCACGCCAGCCACUCCUUCCUCGUACCUGUCACCAGAUGCUGGGAAGAAUGAUGGCAAGAAGACCCAGCAGGGGUUGUAUGAUUCGUGGUUGCGCAUGAGCACGUUCCAAUCGCAGCUGCUCAACAUGGACAUCCCGAUGCGGGCGAGGGAGGAGAUGGAAGAAGGGAUAGGGGAUGACUGGUGGGCAAAGAUGUUAGGGGCACAAAAUGGUCCAGAUCUAUACAACACUUGGAUAUGA
Molecule: messenger RNA, 2397 nt
Organism: Cryptococcus amylolentus CBS 6039
Lineage: Eukaryota; Fungi; Basidiomycota; Tremellomycetes; Tremellales; Cryptococcaceae
Exons: 6
Coding region: 1-2397 (798 amino acids)
Biological process (GO): DNA-templated transcription; regulation of DNA-templated transcription
Molecular function (GO): zinc ion binding; DNA-binding transcription factor activity, RNA polymerase II-specific; DNA binding
Source: RefSeq, a predicted model, not a curated record